GACUGGAAGAAUGUCUUUUCCACCUCAUUUGAAUCGCCCUCCUAUGGGAAUUCCAACGCUUCCCCCCGGGAUCCCACCCCCACAGUUUCCUGGCUUUCCUCCACCUGUACCUCCUGGGACCCCUAUGAUUCCUGUACCAAUGGGCAUUAUGGCUCCUGCUCCGACUGUAUUAGUUCCUACCACAGUGUCUAUGGUUGGAAAACAUUUGGGAGCCAGAAAAGAACAUCCUGGCUUAAAGAACAAAGAAAACGAUGAAAACAGCGGUCCCACUACCACCGUUUUUGUAGGCAACAUUUCUGAGAAGGCUUCAGACAUGCUCAUACGGCAGCUUCUAGCAAAAUGUGGCUUGGUUUUGAGUUGGAAGAGAGUACAAGGGGCAUCUGGAAAACUUCAAGCCUUCGGAUUUUGUGAGUACAAAGAACCAGAAUCCACACUACGAGCACUGAGGCUACUCCAUGACCUCCAGAUUGGAGAGAAGAAGCUGCUAGUCAAAGUUGAUGCAAAGACAAAGGCUCAGCUAGAUGAAUGGAAAGCAAAGAAAAAGGCUUCUAAUGGGAACUCCAGACCAGAGACAACAAAUGAUGACGAUGAAGCACUGGAUGAGGAAACAAAGAGAAGAGAUCAGAUAAUUAAAGGGGCCAUUGAAGUCUUAAUACGAGAAUACUCCAGCGAGCUCAAUGCCCCCUCCCAGGAAUCUGACUCUCACCCCAGGAAGAAGAAAAAGGAAAAGAAGGAGGACAUUUUCCGCAGAUUUCCAGUGGCCCCACUGAUACCUUAUCCACUCAUCACCAAGGAGGAUAUAAAUGCUAUAGAAAUGGAGGAAGACAAAAGAGACCUGAUAUCAAGAGAGAUCAGUAAAUUCAGAGACACACACAAGAAACUGGAGGAGGAAAAAGGCAAAAAGGAGAAAGAAAGACAGGAAAUUGAAAAAGAACGCAGAGAAAGAGAAAGGGAACGGGAGCGUGAACGAGAAAGGAGGGAGCGUGAAAGAGAGAGGGAGCGUGAACGAGAGAAGGAGAAGGAACGGGAGCGUGAACGAGAGCGAGAUAGGGAUCGUGACCGAACUAAGGACCGAGACAGAGACCGCGAACGAGACCGAGAUCGUGACAGAGAUCGUGAAAGGAGUUCAGAUCGCAACAAGGAUCGGAGCAGAUCAAGAGAACGAGAACGGGAACGGGAAAGAGAACGAGAACGGGAACGGGAAAGAGAACGAGAACGGGAACGGGAAAGAGAACGAGAACGGGAACGGGAAAGAGAACGAGAACGGGAACGAGAACGGGAGAAGGAUAAGAAGAGAGACCGAGAAGAAGAUGAAGAAGAUGCCUACGAACGCCGAAAACUAGAGAGGAAACUGCGGGAAAAAGAAGCUGCAUAUCAAGAGCGUCUUAAAAACUGGGAAAUCAGAGAACGGAAGAAAAGUCGAGAAUAUGAAAAAGAGGCUGAAAGGGAAGAAGAAAGAAGAAGGGAAAUGGCAAAAGAAGCCAAACGGUUAAAAGAAUUCUUAGAAGAUUAUGAUGAUGACAGAGAUGAUCCAAAAUACUACAGGGGUAGUGCUCUUCAGAAGAGGCUACGAGACAGGGAGAAAGAGAUGGAAGCAGAUGAACGGGAUAGGAAAAGGGAAAAGGAAGAAUUAGAAGAAAUUAGGCAGCGCCUUCUGGCGGAAGGACACCCAGAUCCCGAUGCAGAACUCCAGCGGAUGGAGCAGGAGGCUGAGCGGCGUAGGCAGCCACAAAUAAAACAAGAGCCAGAGUCUGAGGAGGAAGAGGAAGAAAAGGCAGAAAAAGAGGAAAAAAGAGAAGAGCCGGAGGAGGAGGAAGAGGAGCCUGAACAAAAGCCCUGCCUUAAACCAACUUUACGACCCAUCAGUUCUGCCCCAUCUGUUUCUUCUGCUAGUGGAAAUGCAACCCCUAACACACCUGGUGAUGAAUCUCCCUGUGGUAUUAUUAUCCCUCAUGAAAAUUCACCUGAUCAACAGCAGCCGGAGGAGCAUCGGCCCAAAAUAGGACUUAGCCUCAAAUUGGGUGCCUGCAAUAGUCCUAAUCAGCCCAAUGCUGUAAAAAGGAAGAAGCUUGCUGUGGAUAGCGUUUUCAAUAAAUUUGAUGACGAAGACAGUGAUGAUGUGCCCCGGAAAAGGAAACUUGUCCCCCUGGAUUAUGGAGAAGAAGAUAAAAGCAAUAUCAAAGGCAGUGUCAAUACAGAAGAAAAACGCAAACAUAUUAAGAGUCUCAUUGAGAAGAUUCCCACAGCAAAACCAGAGCUCUUUGCUUAUCCUCUUGACUGGUCAAUUGUGGAUUCAACACUAAUGGAACGUCGAAUUAGACCGUGGAUCAACAAGAAAAUAAUAGAAUAUAUUGGUGAAGAAGAAGCCACGCUAGUUGACUUCGUUUGUUCUAAGGUUAUGGCUCACAGCUCACCACAGAGCAUACUGGAUGAUGUCGCCAUGGUACUAGACGAAGAAGCUGAAGUUUUCAUAGUCAAAAUGUGGAGGUUGUUGAUAUACGAGACAGAAGCGAAGAAGAUUGGUCUAGUGAAAUAAAGCACUCUCCUUGCUUCUAGGGUUCCGUUUCAAUUUUGGGCUUUUUUCUUUCCAUCAUUCAAAGACUUUGAAUUUUCUCUGUUCUCAGAGACUUGAGAUCUAUAUUUUUUUAUGUAGAAAAUGUGAAUUUUUUUGUCCUCUGCUCUGAGGCCCCCAUUACCCUUCUCAGUUAGUUACCUGAGUCCUGCAUUGGUUCUCUUUAUAAUUCACAAGGUACAAUUACCGGUAUGUUUUACAAGCUGCAGCUACUGUACACGCUCUCUGGUAAUUUUGUUACGUUACUCUGAUUCUUGUAAAUACUAAGAAAAAAAAAAAGCCCCUUUUUUUGCAAAACAUUUGCACUUAAUGUGGAACUAUAUCAGUUACAGAUGAAGACAAAUGAUUUUACU
This is a messenger RNA of Aptenodytes forsteri (emperor penguin), 2925 nucleotides long. It is a transcript of the gene RBM25, whose product is annotated as RNA binding motif protein 25. Lineage: Eukaryota; Metazoa; Chordata; Aves; Sphenisciformes; Spheniscidae. Gene Ontology annotation, molecular function: mRNA binding. The record is from RefSeq and is a predicted model, not a curated record. Gene Ontology annotation, biological process: regulation of alternative mRNA splicing, via spliceosome; mRNA processing. Gene Ontology annotation, cellular component: spliceosomal complex. The transcript is spliced from 18 exons. The coding region runs from base 11 to 2536 and encodes 841 amino acids.